Molecule: messenger RNA, 1151 nt
Organism: Argentina anserina (silverweed cinquefoil)
Lineage: Eukaryota; Viridiplantae; Streptophyta; Magnoliopsida; Rosales; Rosaceae
Product: ATP synthase gamma chain, chloroplastic-like
Exons: 1
Coding region: 1-981 (326 amino acids)
Biological process (GO): proton motive force-driven ATP synthesis
Cellular component (GO): chloroplast thylakoid membrane
Molecular function (GO): proton-transporting ATP synthase activity, rotational mechanism
Source: RefSeq, a predicted model, not a curated record
AUGAACGAGCUUACAGUAGUUUAUAGAAUUUACUAUAAACUAGUGAGUACAACAGUAGAAUCAAAGACCAAACUUUCAAAUAUUCAUGGUCUUAUUACUAGUUUCCUCACAAAUUCGAGAAACCAUUCAGAGACCCUUGUGGAGGUUCUGUACGACAUCAAUGAACAUCUUCAAGGUGAAAACAUUGAUGUGCCUUUGACUAUUGUGAGAGCUGUGAAGAGAGUAGCCAUUGUUGUUGUUAGCAGUGAUAGAGGUCUGUGUGGUGGUUUCAACAAUGCAUUGAUUAAGAGAGCUCAGACUCGAGUUGGGGAGCUGAAGAAGCUUGGAUUGAAGGUGGUGUUGAUUAGUGUGGGGAAGAAGGGUGGUGCUUAUUUUAUGCGUAGGCCAGAGAUUAAGGUGGAUAGGUUCAUGGAAGGAGGAGCAUUUCCGACUGCGAAAGAGGCUCAGGUGAUUGCUGAUGAUGUGUUUUCGCUUUUUGUUAGUGAGGAGGUUGAUAAAGUUGAGCUUGUGUAUACUAAAUUCGUGUCGUUGGUGAAGUCGGAGCCUGUGGUUCAGACAUUGCUGCCAUUGUCGCCUAAGGGUGAGGUUGUUGAUGUUAAUGGGAAUUGUGUUGAUGCAUUGGGGGAUGAGAUGUUUAGACUGACUAGUAAGGAAGGGAAGUUGGAUUUGGAGAGGGGGAGUGUGAUGAAGAAGAAAGAGGGGAAAGAAAUGUCGCCGCUUAUGGAGUUUGAGCAGGACCCUGUUCAGAUUAUUGAUGCCAUGAUGCCUCUCUAUUUGAACAGUCAGAUUCUGAGGGCAUUACAGGAGUCAAUGGCUAGUGAGCUUGCAGCGAGAAUGAAUGCUAUGAGUAAUGCCACAGAUAAUGCUGAUGAGUUGAAGAAGACGCUUUCAAGAUCUUAUAAUCGAGCUAGACAGGCAAAGAUUACUGGGGAGUUGUUGGAGAUUGUUGCUGGAGCUGAGGCACUAAGAGAGUCUGAGUAAUCUCUAUAUCUUUAUCUUCUUAGAUUAUGUUCUUUCUGUGCCAUAUUAUUCAUGGUAAACAUUUUGUUACUCUCUCAUAUGUCAACAUGCUAGCUGUAGAGUUGGUCAAAUGUAAUGGUUUUCUGAGUUCCCAUGGGGAGAACCAUAUGAUGAAAUUGAAUGAAAGUAGA